GAUACUUCUGACUGUCGAUAAUAAGUCUUUUAUUGAACAUAAAAAUGGCCGCACGUCGAAUUGCCGCAUCUUCGAUAAAUUGGUCCGCACUCGCGGAACGUGUUCCGGCGAAUCAGAAGAGCAGCUUUGGCGCCUUCAAGACCAAGUCGGACAUUUAUGUGCGUGCCGUGAUGGCGAAUCCGGAGACGCCGCCAAAGAUCGAUUGGGCCUACUACAAGCGACUGGUACCCGUUGCCGGCCUCGUCGAUGGCUUCCAGAAGCAAUAUGAUGCGGUGUCGGUGCCAUAUCCCAAGGACACUGUGACUCCGCAGGUGGAGGCCGAGAUCAAAGAAUCACAGUCGGAGAUUGGCGCGUACAAGAAGGCGUCUGAGCAGCGCAUCCAGAACUAUCAGAAGGAGAUUGCACACCUGAAGGCACUGCUGCCAUACGAUCAGAUGACCAUGGAGGAUUAUCGCGAUGCAUUCCCCGACAGCGCUUUGGAUCCAUUAAACAAGCCCACUUUCUGGCCACACACGCCCGAGGAGCAGGUUGGCUACAAGUCCAAGGAACAGCUGGAGGCCGAGGCUCAGGGACAUCACUAAUCGAGUGGAGUAGCAUCAUCAACAAUUAAUUGUUUUUGAUUCGAAAUGUAAACAUUAAUUGCGAGUUGUUCGAAACUUAAAUAAAAUCUUUGAAAUCGAA
Molecule: messenger RNA, 681 nt
Organism: Drosophila grimshawi
Lineage: Eukaryota; Metazoa; Arthropoda; Insecta; Diptera; Drosophilidae
Gene: ATPsynD
Product: ATP synthase subunit d, mitochondrial
Exons: 2
Coding region: 45-581 (178 amino acids)
Biological process (GO): proton motive force-driven ATP synthesis
Molecular function (GO): proton transmembrane transporter activity
Source: RefSeq, a predicted model, not a curated record